Messenger RNA from Hypanus sabinus (Atlantic stingray), 8402 nucleotides. It is a transcript of the gene tp73, whose product is annotated as tumor protein p73. Gene Ontology annotation, molecular function: RNA polymerase II cis-regulatory region sequence-specific DNA binding; DNA-binding transcription factor activity, RNA polymerase II-specific; protein binding. NCBI's taxonomy places the organism in Eukaryota, Metazoa, Chordata, Chondrichthyes, Myliobatiformes, Dasyatidae. The record is from RefSeq and is a predicted model, not a curated record. Gene Ontology annotation, biological process: apoptotic process; protein tetramerization; regulation of transcription by RNA polymerase II. Gene Ontology annotation, cellular component: nucleus. The transcript has 14 exons. Bases 162 to 2072 code for a protein of 636 amino acids.
GAGGCUACACCAGGAGCACCAGAUAUAAUAGAUGACCCAGAGCGGCUUGCAAGUGAAGUGGCACUUCACCUGGAAGGACUGUUUGGGACCCUGAAUGGUGGUGAGGGAAGAGGAGCAGGAGCAGGGUUCUUUACCCAUCACUGGACCAUCCUAUAUCCAAGAUGGCUCAGUCUUCCCCAGCAGAUGAAGGUCCUACAUUUGAACAUCUCUGGAGUAGUUUAGAACCAGACAGUACGUACUUUGAUAUCCCACAAACCAACCUCUCCAGCAGCAAUGAGGCUGUGCCAAACCUGUCACAAAAUCGAACUGAGGUUUGCAUGGAUGUGUUUCAGAUGAGGGACAUGAAUGAAUCUGUGAUGUCCCAGUUUAAUUUGCUAAACAGCAGCAUGGAUCAGAGUAUCACCAACCGUGCAUCUUCCGCCAGCCCUUACAACUCGGAGCACACAUCGAAUGUCCCAACGCCAUCUCCCUACUCUCAACCAAGCUCUACGUUUGACACAAUGUCGCCUGCUCCAGCUAUCCCCUCCAACACAGACUACCCAGGACCACAUUUAUUUGAAGUCACUUUUCAGCAAUCAAGUACUGCAAAAUCAGCUACCUGGACUUAUUCACCACUGCUGAAGAAACUUUACUGUCAGAUUGCAAAGACGUGUCCCAUCCAAGUGAAACUGGCUUCGCCACCACCUCCGGGCAGUGUAGUGCGUGCAAUGCCAGUUUAUAAAAAGGCUGAACAUGUGACUGAAGUGGUGAAACGUUGCCCCAAUCAUGAACUUGGCAGAGACUUCAAUGAUGGCCAGUCUGCUCCAGCCAGUCACCUGAUCAGGGUGGAAGGAAACAAUCUGGCUCAGUAUGUUGAUGAUGCUGUCACCGGGCGGCAGAGUGUCAUGGUACCAUUCGAACCCCCACAGGUUGGAACCGAGUUCACUACAAUUCUCUACAACUUCAUGUGUAAUAGCAGCUGUGUGGGUGGAAUGAAUCGAAGACCCAUCCUCAUCAUCAUUACCUUGGAAACAAGAGAUGGUCAGGUUCUUGGACGUCGGUCAUUUGAGGGUCGAAUCUGUGCCUGCCCAGGAAGAGAUCGGAAAGCGGAUGAGGAUCAUUACCGUGAGCAGCAAGCCAUCAAUGAGAGCGCAGCAAAAAACGGAAAUGGUAACAAACGCACCUUCAAACAGACACCACAAGCAGCACAGGGACCCAAUGCAGGCAUUAAAAAAAGGAGACAUGGAGAUGAGGAGUUCUUCUACGUACCAGUGCGAGGCCGAGAGAAUUUUGAAAUCCUUAUGAAGAUCAAAGAAAGCCUGGAGCUGAUGGAACUGGUACCUCAGCAGCUUGUUGACUCCUACCGGCAGCAGCAACAGCAAUUGCUGCAGCGACAGCAGCAGUCUUCAUCUUACGGCACAGUGAUACCCCCCACAAACAAGGUACCCAAUAUGAUGAACAAACUGCCCUCUGUCAACCAGCUGGUGGGACAGUCCUCCCAGCACAGCCCAAGUACCUCAGCCACCCAUGGACAUAUUGGGCCAACUAUAAUGAAUAACCACCACCAUCACCACCAUCAUCACAUCCCAACCAAUGGAAACAUGAAUGGAGGGAAUUCCUCUCAGUCAGCAGGCAUGGGGCCUGCUUCACACUGCACCCCGCCCCCACCCUACAAUGCAGACCCUGCUCUCGUCAGUUUUUUAACAGGUCUGGGCUGCCCUAACUGUCUGGAAUAUUUCACCUCACAAGGGCUGCAGACUAUGUACCACUUGCAGAACCUUUCCAUGGAGGAUCUUGGAGCAUUAAAGAUUCCAGACCAGUAUAGGCUUCUGAUUUGGAGGGGGCUUCAGGAGUUCAAACAGGGGCAUGACUACAGCUCACAACAGUUGAUCAGAUCCAGCAACAACACCGCCACAAUCAGUGGAGAGCUUCAACGUCAGCGGGUGAUGGAGGCUGUACACUUCCGAGUGCGUCACACCAUCACCAUACCAAACCGGGGCGAUGACUGGGGAGACUUUGGCUUCGACCUGCCUGACUGCAAGACGCGAAAGCCGUCAAUCAAAGAGGAGUUUACUGAGAGUGAGCUAAAUUAAACACAGGAAAGGGAAAAGGAAGCUCUGCGGCAUCUCGCGUUGCUAAAAGCACUGACUGUUGUAAAAUAAGCUGAGGGAGGUUGGAGUGUCUGUUCCAGCUGACCAAUCCUGCUAUAAUGCUACAAACAUUGUCCCUGGUUGCUCCUUGCCCAGGCAGGUUAAAUACUCUGCAGAACAGAGGAGUUCACUUAUCAAUCAAACGUGGGGUCGCCUCACUGCUCUUCUCGGAGUUAAUCUGAAUGCUCAAUUUUUUUUUCCCUCUUUCACAUUGCCUUCUAUCUUUGCAAUAUUUUCAAUCAGAUAACACUUGCACAUCCACCACCAUACUCCAUCAAUCAUUGAUUAUGGGUCUGCAAUGCUUCUUGUUUACUCCGAGCAUAGCAUCUGUCACAUUCCUCCUCGUGCUCUGCCCAACUGUUGCCAUGCACAGCUCACACUUUACUGGACUGCCAGAAAUAUUUGUGAACAUUCAACAGGUCUGUCAGCACAGUGUACUAGCAGACCAGCUCUACUCCAUCCUUCCUGUGUAUUCAUACAUUUGUUGAUUUCCACAAUUGAUAAUGUUGUUGACUCAUGGCAUUACAGGAAAUUUUUGAUGAUGAGAACUAAGUGUGUAUUGAAACGUAAUGUCUACUUGAACUGAAAACUUUUCACCUACAGUGCAGUUCUCCUCUUCGUCAAGGAGCUCCCGUCUUAAUACACAGGAAAAUAGUCUUAGAGGUACUCCAAAGUUAACAGAUAAGAAAAAAAGGAUGGGUGGGUAAAGCCUUCAUUGUGGGUAUACUGUUAAGGCUAAGGACAACUGUGUUAUUGAGAGAGGAGUUUGAUAUCUCACUAGAUUAUGACAACAUCUUACAAAUCUAGCAUUUUUAUAUUUUUUAAAAAUGAAAAUAUUGUGAAUAUACAGCAGGACCAUAAGAACUUGUUAGGUGACAGUCGAGAUUAAUGUUUCAAGUGUAGAGUAGAAACUGGAAUAAAGGGGGCCCCUUUAAACAUGUUCCAAAGAUUUUAAUAUUUCUCAUGAGUAUUUGUUGUUUCCUUUUGCCAAAAAGUACACCCAUUGCUUCAAAUUGGUUUGCAUUUCUACAUUAUUCCAUUACAUGUAUUAUAUAAAGUGUUAAUCUCAAUACAAUACAAUUCCUUAAAGUGGCCCCCUGAUCUUCCAUUUCCUACAUUUUACACCAGAAAUGUUAAACUGUCACCCACCUUCCUCUCACCCAGUUGAGUUUAAACUGAGCCAGGCUGACAGGGACCAAUGUGCAUGUCUUUGUAACAGAGUUUAUCAAGUUAGCUCCUGACCCAAUCCAGAGCAAACAAUCACUGGGACAAAAUCUAGGGGGAGUUUAGACUUGCCUGUCAGUGGAGAAGAAAGCUAGUCUGAGUUUAAACUCACCUGUCAGUUUAUUAUUUUUGUCCAAAAAGAAUUUCUACCAUUUAGUUUUCCAUUCAAUCCUGGGUUAACCAUUAAACACAUUAGUCUGUCCUUCAACCUGCCCUUCAGCUGUGCAGCAUCUUGCUGUCUUCAUCACACACACAGGUUGCUGAAAUGUUCAUCUGCACCUGUCAUACUGUCACAUUCAACUCCUCCAGCUCUCUUCACUAGUUUCACCAGAUUCUGCCCCAUUCAAACAUCAGCCCUCCAUCCUGAUAAUCCAGCAUCUCUAUCCUCUGCUCUCUAUAGGUGAGAACAGUUGCUGUCCAUCUAAGAACUAUUUCAAAAUACCUGCCUUUCAAGGACCUCGUGUUGAGAUUUGGAAAGCUCAUCCAAGACUAAUAUGUUGAGCUGAAAAUUGUUUCUUUGAGCUGAUUUCCAGGCCCUUUCCUACACUACUCUGAAGCCAUACUCACUGCUUAAUCUUCCUCCACUACUCCAGAGUGAAACAUCUUAAGGUAGUCCAUUAAGUUGAAUGCAUUUGAUACUCCAUUAUUCAUGGUGAGGCAGGGCCUAUUUUUAAUGUGUAAUCAAUAGAUGAUACUUUAUUGAUGCAACAGGAAACUUCACCCACCAAGCACACAAAAAAGCACACAAACACCAGCAUUCUAAUUUGGCUUCACGUGUGAAUCAUCAACUGAUUCCCACAUCAGAUACAUCAUUCACUGGAAAUAUCAUUGCAACGUGUGACACAUAAACUAUGCCCCAAAAUAGCCCUUGAAUCCCCAAAUUAAUUUGUAAUUCUAUGCUUGGUUAAAUCUUCUAGCUAGGAAAGAAAAUCCUCAGUUUGAAAGAUCUGUAAGCUUCAUCUUUGGCAGGGGUUCCCAACCUGGGAUCCACAGACCCUUUGCUUAAUGUUUAGGGUCCAUGGCAUAAAAAAGGUUGGGAACCCCUGAUCUAUGGGAACCCCUUGAAAGGCAAUACCCACUGUGAGUAAGGUAGCUCUAACACAAGUUAAUGGCAGCUCUAGCGCAGUCACUAGUGAGACUCCAUCAUGUAUGCAUGAUGGCAAGGAAUCAUACCUAUAACACUCGAGGAUGCAUUGGUCUGUAAUCUUCUAGAUCCAAUUGCACACUAAUUCAUAUUGAUGAAGCUGGAUUUCAACUAAUUUUAUCCGAGGACAGAACAGACAUAUAAAAAGACCUGUAAGGCAACAAAAACUUGCCUCUAGAAAACUGAAAUUAAAGCAGAAAUGCUGGAAAUAUCCAGCCGGUUUGGUAGCAUCCACAGAGAGAAACAGAGAUAAUGUUUUAGGUCAAUGGAUUUUCAUCAGAUGAAACAUUAAUUCUUCUUUCUUCAUGGACACUGCCAGACCUGUUAGAAAAUCACAAAAUACCCAGCAUUUUGUUGUAUACUGAAACUUAAUGCACUGUUGACCAGUUUCUGACCCUACUCUUUCUGUCCCAGACUAUUUCCAGGUCAAUUAAUUUCAGGUAUUUUAAUGCAUGUUAAUUUCUUUUUAAUUGAAAUACUUUAAUCAUGAGCUCUUGUGCAAAAUCUUACUAAGACUUUCACUGAAAACGUGUUGUUCCAUUGGUUUUAAACAAUAUGUAAAUAUAUAUAUUUUUUCCUUUUUGAUGCAUUUUGUGAUGUACACACCUUGCAGGGCAAGGCAAUUCUAUCCCAAUGAACUAAUGGAAUUCCUCAAGCCAUCUGUAGCAGAUGCAGUCAAAUUUAUUGCAUGUAGUGCUGCAGUGUUGCAUUUAGAGCCAGUGGCUAUUGCUUCUGUCCCAUUGUGGAAAAGACUGAGCUCCUGGAAGCACGGUUCAUUCUUUCUCAGCUAAAACACAGGGUAAAUAAUGGACGGUGGAAGUUCCCAGUGGGUCACACUGCAGGGAGACAAAUAAAUGUCUUUUUGUUUCUUCUAGGUGUCAACCAAGUUAUUUACAAAACCGUCCAUUGUUAAAAUGGGCGGCCCAAUUAGAGGAAGAAAAGGGUUGUGUGGAGAGGUGGUGGCAGUACUUCACCUCAAGUUCUGGGCUUCAUUUUGUCACUGGAUAAAAUUUAACAGUGGAUCAGUGCUCCACCUGCUUGGGCAUAGGUGAAAAUUAAGGAGGGGAAAAUUGGUUCAUGCAUUGUUUUUUUAAUUAGACUGUCUUGUUUUGAUGGUUAGAAAAUUCCUGACUUAAUCCCAAAGAGUACAGCCAAUGCUAGAUGCAACACACAACAUGCUGGAGGAACUCAGCAGGCUAGUGAGAAUCUAUGGAAGAGUCCAUUGAUUCUGCCUGAACUGCUGAGUUCCUCCAGCAUUUUGUGCAUGUAUUGCUUCAGAUUUCCAGCAUCUGCAGUCUCUGUUUUGUUGUCAACACCAGGUGGUGGCAGGCUGCUUUUAGAGACCCCCACAACACUGGCUUGGCCAGUUGCAAACACAAUAUGUGGAGCAGAGUAGAGUGGCUUUGUUUUUGAAGUGUAACUGGCCCACCUUCUACGUAAAAGUUGACAGCAGUCACCUUCAAAAAUAAAGUGCCCGACUUUAUUCCAUCAAAUGACCGAAUGAUGCAACCAUUCAGGUGACAUUAAUCUCCCCAUUGCUCACCAUACUUUUGCUAUUAAUAGAAGUUUUCAAGAACGAUUUUUAAAAUGCCUUUUAAAGUCCUGAUUAUUAUUUAUUGAAUCAUGAUGGAAAGAUGGCAAAUUAAUACUUAUUUUUCUGAUAAUUCCAGAAGGUUUAGUAAUCCCAUUAUCCCAGUGGGCACAGUGCCUUGAAUAGCCAGAAGAUUUAAAAAGGGAAGGGUGGGGGAUAAAUCACACAACUAGGGAGGCAUGUUUUAACAAUAAACAAGUUUGGGACAGAAAUGUGGAAGGUCUUUGUAAAAUGUGUGUGAACUCUUAACCAUAACCUCUGUAAUUUUUUAAAGACUGCAAUGAAUCAAGGAUGAAUAAUAUCCCAUUUCCUUGUUUAAAAAUCUGUGCUAAGUAAAUAUACUGCACCAGAUUGGUUACGGCUGGCAGCACUGGCAUUGUACAGUUAAUAUUGUGGUGACCUUGAAGUUCAGGUUGCUCCAUGCACCCUUUAUACCCAAAUGGUUAACAAGUCCCAGUUAAAUUUCCACAGUACUAUUUCAAUCCAGCUGGUGACCCACUUGCUGUGAAAACGUUGCCCAAUGAACCACAAGGAAUAAAUUGAUAGAAUAAAUCUGAGAGCCAUUUACAAGGGCUGUUUAUACAUUGAGGAGCCUGUGUCUGCUUCAUCUCAAAUCAACUGAUAAGGACAGGGUUUCAGGAAUUAUAUUCCCAUUCCUGUUUUUAAAAAAUAAAAUUUAAUCAGUUUAUUAUAAUAGUGGAAUUGUAUCUCCAGCUGACUGAAGAUUAGAUGUUGCAUGGACAGAACAUGAGGAAACAUCUGCUUAAGCCCCAAGGUUGUACCCACAUCAGCCCCAGUUUUCCUCUAGACUACCCUUUAGAGAAUCACACAAUCAAUUCCCCAAUGAAGACAUAGAUUUAUUUUCAAAACAUAGAUUUAUUUUCAAAGCUAUGGAACUGCUCGUACAAUCAAAAUGAGUGAAGUGUAGAACACAGAUGUAUUUAUCAUCGGUCACAGUCAGCAUUUUCACUCCAUCUGUCUGAAAGGUAAUUAUUUGUGGUUCCCUAUUUUUUAACCUGUACCUUGGAUUCAAGAAGUGAUGAAUGCCUGUAAGUCAUUAAACUACGGACCAAUGAACUACUGCUGCUCUUACUGACAUCUGGACACAUGCAGUUUCCAGCUGAGGCCACUGGGCAGGCAAAUUCUGAGUGAUUUUAUUAUCAGUGAUGACAUAAUUGGCCUUCAACUGAUUACAAUUAAUUCUGGAGAUCAAAUGGUUUGAGUGUUAAGAACUUAAGGUAGGCAGGCAGAAAUUAACUAUCUGGUCCCUACGGGUUAAUAUUGUCACAUGUACUGAAGUGCAGUGAGAAACAGUUUUGCAUGCCAUUCAUGGAUUCUCCAAUCUUGACCACAGCCCUAUUUUCCUCCCCAUUCCCCAUCACCCUUGACUCACCUGUGGACUUUACACCUCAGCCUUGAGUGUAUUCAUAGCUUCCCUUUGCAGAGUUUUCCAAAACUUCAUGAUCUUUUGAGAGAAAAAAAAUAUUAACUUUUAAAUUGGUUGUCCCUCAUCCCACAAUUGCACUCCCUCAUCUGAAAUUCUCCAGGAGGAAAUUUCCUUUCAGCAUCUGCCUUGUUCUAUUUAUAUUACUUCUCAUUCUUCUAAAUGCCAAGGCACUACCUUUUGACAUGCCAAGAAUCACCGUGUCGACCAAAGACUAAAACGUGAUGCUAUCCCUGCCGUAGUCAAGAACUGAAUGGUUUCUUCUUGAAGAGGGAAAACGGCUCUGCGUCCUCCCACCCUGUCCACUGACCAGAAUCUGCUUAGGCUCCAGCACUGUAGAUCACUGUGGUCUCAUCUUUAAACUCAAUUGCUAAAACAACAAUCAUGAAAUUAGCCUUCCCAUGACUCAUAGUCUCUCACACACACUGGUGCACUUUUCCCAGCACUGCGUGAAAGGGGGCUGAGGUGGAAAAAUACCCAUUAUUUUUUUCAUUUUUUUUUAAGACAUUGAAAUCCGACAGCAAUCAGUACCCAGAAACAAUUUGCAACUUGUUUUUAAAAUACUGUAUCAUGAUCUCACAAUUCUAGGAGCUCUUUCUCAGUCAUAAUCUGGUGGACACACUGUAAAAUUACAUUUUGGGCACUUGUGUGACCCCACACCUCUGAAAAAUAGCAAUUUAAAGCACUUUAUUGCUUUAAAUGUUAAAGAAUUUUAAAAAUAGUUUCAAUGUCAACUAAUGCUUUUUAAGCCAGUAUUAAUUGUUAUCUUAUAUUCCAAACCAGUUGUAAUUGUGUAGUUUUUUUAUUUGUAAUGUAUCAUUUGAAAUUGUCUCAGGAUGUUUUGUAUCACAAUAAAGCACAUGGAUCCUG